Molecule: messenger RNA, 1173 nt
Organism: Alternaria conjuncta
Lineage: Eukaryota; Fungi; Ascomycota; Dothideomycetes; Pleosporales; Pleosporaceae
Exons: 1
Coding region: 1-1173 (390 amino acids)
Source: RefSeq, a predicted model, not a curated record
AUGGUGACCACAAGAAACAAAAACUAUACCUACGACAACGUCCCCCAGGAACGGGGCGGACUGGCGGCAGCAACAGAGUCACUCGAUGAUCGGCGAGCAAGGCAGGCGCAUCUUCUCCUUUCGAAACACUACGAGCCCGUCAUCUCUGAGGUACUCAACGAAGAGAUACCCAAGUACAAGAAUGGCACUACCAUCAGUGCAACAGACCGUGUGAAGUAUAUACGAGAAUGCGCACGAAUACUCGCUUCAGAACCGCCUAUCCUACUAGCGGCAGUCGACGGCGAUUUGGUGCGCCGCAUGCGAACUGAUCCUGAUCUGAAGCGAGAAUACGAGCUCACCUGCAAGAAUGCAGCAAAGCAGCCGUCCAUAUACAUACACCAAUUCGCAGACCUGAAUGGUAUUCCGCCUACUCCUAAUCAAAUGCUUGUCAUCUGCAAUUGGAUAGCCGACUACAUAGCCGAUGAUCUGGCAGAAGGCAAAGCUUCCGAGCACUUCUGGCAGAUAGACAACAUCUCCCCGGGAAGACCGCUGAUUAACCAGCAGAACUCUGCCAAGGGUUACCGUAAGUAUCUCUACACGACACAUUCCAGUCGAUCAAAGAAGCGUGUCGGUACCCUCGAACUUUUCUGUAAAGGUACCCAGAAACGUUGGCAGGAGACGCCAGCAUCACUACGCGAUACACCCUUCCGAUAUCCUCUUGGGGAGUGUGGAUAUUCUGAAAACUCAGAAAAUCGUCUGAAAGAGCACCGCCAACGGAAGUCAUCCAACUAUAUAAUGAACCUAGUCGAGGACAUAUCCACCCACCUCCACAACAUCGGCUUGUUUGAACAACACUUCAAAAUGCACCAGUAUAUUGUCUAUCUCAUCGACCGGCGGGAACAAGUAGAGAUCGCGGAGAUCUUUUGCUCCGCAUUACUUCGAGUGUGGGUGAGUAGCGGCGGUGGUUUCAACUCGUACCCUGCUGGGCUUAGCGUCAACUCUUCGAAGAAGGUCAGCAAUAUUGACUGGGCUUCGUACGAGAUGAACACCACCUUGCACUCCCCCAUCACCGAAAACAUGAGGAUGCAGCAGCUCAGAGCAGAUGAGUACCGACAAGCACUGGAGUGGACGAAUGACAACACUGUAGAUUCGGAGACGAGAGAGCCAGCAAGCCAGGAAGAAGAGUGCAUGUAA